Prorocentrum cordatum is the source of this 1208-nucleotide messenger RNA. The record is from the annotation of a GenBank genome assembly. NCBI's taxonomy places the organism in Eukaryota, Dinophyceae, Prorocentrales, Prorocentraceae.
AGUAUUUUUGGCUCAGCGUUCAGCGUGCCCUGGCACCAGGUAAUACUCCGAGCUUCGUGGGCAGUAGCCCUCCCGUCGCAGCUAUGAGCGAGUCGUUGAUCUUCCGCGGGGAGCUGAAGGCCCACCGCGGCUGGGUUACCUCCAUCGCGACCACCUACGAGCAGAGCAGCCUCGUGGUCUCCGGCUCCCGUGACAAGAAGGUGAUGAUUUGGGAGCUCACCCCGGAAGGCGAGGCCGUGGGCUAUGCUCGCCGGGCCCUCUCUGGGCACUCCGAGCCUGUGGCCAGCGUGGUUCUCUCCUCCGAUGGCCAGUUCGCCCUCUCCGGCUCAUGGGACCGUACCAUGCGGCUGUGGGACUUGAACACUGGCGGAACUGCGCGCACCUUCCAGGGACACGCCAAGGACGUGAAUAGCGUGGCCUUCUCGGGUGACAACCGCCAGAUCGUGUCAGGCAGCCGCGACCGCACGAUCAAGCUCUGGAACACCCUGGCGGAGUGCAAGUACACGAUCACUGAAGACAUCCACUCGGACUGGGUCAGCUGCGUGGUGUUCUCCCCCUCAGCCAAGAUGCCGCUCAUCGUGUCCGCUGGCUGGGACAAGCUCGUGAAGGUCUGGAACCUGAGCAACUGCAAGCUGCGCACUAACCUCGUUGGCCACACCGGCGUUGUGUACGUGGCCACCGUCUCACCGGACGGCUCCCUGUGCGCAUCUGGCGGCAAGGACGGCACGGCCAUGUUGUGGGACGUGAACGAUGGAAAGCACCUGUACUCUCUGGACGCGGGUGGCACCAUCAACGCGCUGACCUUCAGUCCCAAGAACUACUGGCUGGUCGCAGCGACGGACACCGCGAUCAAGGUGUGGGACCUGGAGAACAAGAACGUGCUGGACGAGCUGAACCCCACGUCGCCGCCCAAGAACGGCAUCCCCUGGUGCGUGUCGCUGUCCUGGAGCGCCGACGGCAACACGCUCUUCGCGGGCUCCACCAACGGCAGCAUCUACGUCUACGAGGUCGGCGCGGAGUGAGGGGGCCACGCGCCCGGGCUGGGCGCCAGGGGCACCCCGGGCGUGCUGGCGGCCAGGUCGCGGCUCUCACCCCCAGAGCCGACUGCCGGCCCUCGGGCCGGAGGAAGGCCCCGCUGGCGCGGGGGGUGGCGCCGCAGCGCGCGAGGCGGAGGAGCGUCGCCGGAGGGCCAGGCCGAGGCAGCGUGG